AGCUGUGUUCCCCGCAAUCGGUGGACGGAUGACCCGGGACAUAUAUAAGAUACGGUUUACCUGGACAAACAUACAUCUUGACCGGAUGGUAUCCUUAUCUGCUCCCGAAGAAUCCUACUGUUGCUAUACUCCCUGAGACCCCCACCAUUGCUAGAAACCAUGUCCUUCAACGCCUCCUCCAUCGUCGCCAGCACAAAGCUGAGCGCUCUCCUCGAGAAACUCCACGCCCUCUCCUCAGCUCAGGAGAACUCGUACUCACAAUCCUUCUUCUACCUCACCCGUCUAGGACGCUACCUUCUCUUCGGCGAAAGCUGGUCCGCCGGCGCCGACGACCACAUGCGCGAUAAAUUCGUCGCCCUCGAGCCUGACAAGUGCCAGUUCGUGUACCUGCUCGCGCGGAGCAUGGGCGCGCUCAAUAUCGUCGAGGCGGGGACGAGUUUUGGUGUGUCGACGAUGUAUCUGGCGCUGGCGGUGGGGCAGAAUGUUGCGCAGGCUAGCGCGGGUGGAGGGGUUGCGACGAAGGGGAAGGUGAUUGCGACGGAGAAGGAGUCGACGAAGGCCGAGAGGGCGAAGGAGUAUUGGAAGGAGGCUGGGGAGGAGGUGGAGCCGUGGAUUGAGCUCCGGGAGGGUGAUUUGCUUGAGACUUUGAAGGUUGAGGAGGGAAUGCCGGAGAAGAUUGAUUUGUUGUUGCUUGAUAUAUGGACGCCAAUGGCCCUCCCAACCCUUAAGAUCAUCCAACCACGACUGAGACGCGGAGCUGUUGUCAUUGCGGACAACGUUGUGAUGUCCAAGAUUCUGUACAAGGAAUUUCUCACUUAUAUUCGAAGUCCUGAGAAUGGGUUCAAAACUAUGACGGUGCCUUACAGUGGCGGCUUGGAAGUGUCUGUGUAUUUGCCAGAUGACCAAUCUGAGUAAAUCGAGGCGGUGCAUGCCUCCCAACGACAAUUUUAUUUCCUAGUUAGCAACAACUAUGUAACUGCAGAACAGAUACUCCUUCAUGAACCUUGAUGUCGGAUGUUUUAUUGUGGUCCUAUAUUGUCAGCCUUGUGAUCUACGCCGUUAUGACUUCACAACCACACAGCCUUGCAGGCUUGGUAUGAGCCUCAGGAUUUCACAACCACAAUUGGAAGGUAUUGUAUUCAAAAGGGC
Molecule: messenger RNA, 1149 nt
Organism: Pseudogymnoascus verrucosus
Lineage: Eukaryota; Fungi; Ascomycota; Leotiomycetes; Thelebolales; Thelebolaceae
Exons: 2
Coding region: 160-915 (251 amino acids)
Molecular function (GO): O-methyltransferase activity
Source: RefSeq, a predicted model, not a curated record